Molecule: messenger RNA, 813 nt
Organism: Pseudovirgaria hyperparasitica
Lineage: Eukaryota; Fungi; Ascomycota; Dothideomycetes; Acrospermales; Acrospermaceae
Exons: 2
Coding region: 100-510 (136 amino acids)
Source: RefSeq, a predicted model, not a curated record
UGUGAGCCUGGAGUAUAACAAAACUAUGCGCAAGCAUAUGAGCGGCUUGUUUGAAAAAAACUGGGCGAGCGACAAUAUGUUAGGUCCACAGUGGUAAGGAUGGUCGUCGAAUUUUCGUCUAUGUUUUACGUCUCCUGUUCUAUACGAACAGUAAGAAUACUACUCCUCGCCUCAGAUUGUUCACUUUUGCGAUUUGCACAGGCUCGGAUACUCGCCCACAACACAGGAAACCACGAAUUCUGUGGAGAUGUUCCCAUGUCCUCGGAAUCCAAAAGCUCCAGAUCUAGUAUCCCCUUCAUCCAGUCUGCGCUCGGCUCUUUCUUGGCCUUGCUUUUGCGCGGCAUUCCUUGGUUUGCCGUUGGCACAUCAGCCAUGUCCUUUUUGCCAGUUCUAUUGGUAGGUUCUGUCUUCUUAUCUUUUUCGUCUCUUCUGUGUCAUUCUUUCUGUCGAAUCUUUGCUUUAAACACCUGGCAAUUCCCUUUUUGUUGGCCCUCCUUGUCAUACUUUUAGUCUUCCUUCGUAUCCUCUACUCGGUCAUCGUACUUUUCAGGAAAGCCGGCAUCGAACGCUGCCUUGAAUUCACCCUAUGGCAUUCUGCCUGUGUGGUGGGUGCCAAAGGUUAGCUUCUGCUAUGUCGAUCGUUUCCAGACCUUGUAGCUGCGUUACUCAAUAUCUGUCGCACAGCUGCAGUGGUCCUUGGGAACCAGGAACGGCCUGAGCAAUGCUCACCAUUUCCCUCCGCCUACUUUGUCGCCAACAGCAUUUUGUAAGCCUAGCAAGUACAGCGAAUCACACCGUGUCAAGGCAUUCUGU